Messenger RNA from Punica granatum (pomegranate), 2363 nucleotides. The record is from RefSeq and is a predicted model, not a curated record. NCBI's taxonomy places the organism in Eukaryota, Viridiplantae, Streptophyta, Magnoliopsida, Myrtales, Lythraceae.
AAGGGCAAGACAAAGGAGAAGGACGAGGUUCAGCCAUCUGUCUUCUCCCUAUGAACUAAUUACUAUAGAAAACCAAUUCAUUGCUUCGCGUUAUCCGGAUACAAAAGGACACAUAUGGGUAACUUUUAUUUGCCCCCUAAACUUUGCUUCUCAUUUCAAUUUUACCCUCUGGUGGUCCAGGGAAUUUUUGGACAUUCUUGUCUUUUAUGAUCUCCCUUACCUUUGAUCAGAAUUUUCUCUGUGACUCGUCACCAAUCUAUCAUCUUGGGAGCAGAGGGGAUCCAAUCUAUUAUUACAGAACCCCUUGAUUUAUUGCAAUUCAUUUAUUAUGAAGGUCCUAAGUGAACUAGUUGUGUGCCAUUGGCGGUGUACGCAGGUCGUGUUUAGUUCGACUAUUGUCAGCUAAUUGCAAUUUAUUUCAUCUGGUCCCGUACUUUGAGAAUUUAGCACCUUGAAAUUAUGUUUAGAACAUUUAUGAUGAGGGCGACACCAAGAGCAUGUCAAUGCUACAGUCAAAACAUAUGCAACUUGACAAUGAAUCUAGCUCAAUCCACUUGGGGUGGUCCCAUCCUAAGUCUAUAUUCUUUGACGAUAUUCGAUCCAAAUUAAUUGGAUUUGUCAAUAUAGUUACGCCUAUUUUAUGGAUAAUUGAAGGUAAAAUGUCAAUAUGUUCGUCUUGGCCUCUGCGAUAUGGACUUGGAUCACACGCUUCGAUUUCAGAGACCAAGGAUCCCGUGUUCGUAUGAACCUCUGCGGAGGGUACUUUUAUGGGGAGGGAAAAAGUGAUGGUUCUUUCACGAGGAUCGAAUUCGAAGAACAGCAUACUUCAGGGGGGCGGAUUAGAAAUUAGCCUAUCUGGAAAGGGCACAGACUCAGAAUCUUCUCGACGAAUCAAUGUCUCAACAAACUGCGACCUUUUCCGAGAGUUGGAUGCCGUGACGAAACCACGAAAAUCAUCGAAGACGAGAGAGAUAUGGCGUCGUGUCUGGAAGCCCCCAGAGAGAGACAACGAAAAGCUCUGAUGGGCACUGUCGUUCAUUUCUAGUCCAUCAUCGUCAAGGACAAAAAACUGCUUCCUCUGUUUCCCCGGAGCAGCGGAUUGUGAUAUUGAUUGGUAGCAGUUCCGAGGUUGUGGGUCGACAGUCUUCGGUGUGAAUCUUUCGUCUUUCCGCCAUUGGAGAUGGGAGAGGAGGCGUGUGUGAGGCUCGGUGAGGAUCAGCAGAGGGGAGAGAUGGGGUUGAGAGUGUUUGAUGGGAGGAAGGAGUUCCCUUCUUCGAAUACGUUUUCCACUCUGCUCGCUCUGGCGAUAUGGCUCGGCGCUAUCCACUUUGAUGCCGUUUUGGUCCUCUUCUCUCUCCUCUUCCUCCCUCUCUCCAAAGCCCUCCUUGUGUUCGGGUUGCUUGUGGCUUUUAUGGUGAUCCCAAUUGAUGAUCAGAGCAAGGUUGGUCGGAGAUUGUCGAGGUACAUAUGUAGGCAUGCCUGCCGCUAUUUUCCAGUGACCCUGCAUGUGGAGGACUUUGGAUGUUUCGUUCCUAAUCGCGCAUAUGUCUUUGGUUAUGAGCCACACUCAGUGUUGCCUAUUGGAGUCGUGGCACUUGCCGAUCUUACUGGUUUUAUGCCUCUCCCGAAGAUGAAAGUCCUCGCCAGCAGUGCUGUCUUUAUCACGCCAUUUCUAAGACACAUAUGGACGUGGUUGGGGCUUACACCUGCAACUAGGAAAAACUUCGUCUCACUCUUGGAGUCAGGUUAUAGCUGCAUUGUGGUGCCCGGUGGCGUGCAGGAGACAUUCUACAUGGAGCACGGUUCUGAGAUUGCUUUUCUCAAGAAGAGGAGAGGGUUCGUGCGUACAGCGAUGGAGACCGGGUGCUCUCUUGUUCCAGUCUUCUGCUACGGUCAAUCUCAGGUCUACGAGUGGUGGAAGCCUAGCGGGGAGUUGUUCUUGAAGAUCUCCCGAUUGAUCAAGUUUACCCCCAUAUUCUUCUGGGGCAUGCUUGGGUCUCCAUUGCCUUUCCAACAUCCGAUGCAUGUCGUGGUUGGGAAACCGAUUGAGGUGAAGAGAACUUCAAACCCUACAGCAGAAGAGGUUGACAAGUUGCAUAAACAGUUUGUUGAGUCUCUACAAGAGCUAUUUGAGCGCCACAAGGCACGAGUCGGUCACAAGGAUCUGGAACUGAAGAUCCUCUGAUUGAAGCUCUUCUUGAUAUCAUGUGUAUCGAAACAGAUGUCUAUUUGAUUAGCAGCAUAUCCUACAUCUUUCGCUUUUCGUGUUCAAUUAAAUUUAUCUCUGUCGAUAAAAUGCGGUGUAUUUGCAGACCAAAUCUCAUGCGUGUACCUAUAUUUACAUGAUCAAGUUAUUCUCAAUA